AAUGUCAAGUGAGUGAAGCAGGAAAGGAAAACAAAAACGCAAAUAGAUACAGAAGCUAAUUCAAUAAAAUUUCAACCAAAAUAUAUAUUUGCAUACGCUGACGAUGUGUAUAAAGUUAUAGCACUGUAUUCACUGUAAUUAUAAAAGCGGCGUUUAAGGAAAAUUAUGGAUUUUCUGUUUGCACCUCUACCCGAAACAAAUUUUCAAAUGAAUACAGAGGAAUUACGUUUGUGGCAACGAAAUGCCAUAUUCGAAUGUGAAUGUGAUAAUUUCAUUAAUAGGCGCAUAGAAACUGGACGAACACACUUGCUGACACUGCCGAAUCGCCCACAUUUUGAGUUACCUGGCAUUGAUGCAGCGAUAAGGCAGCAUGGAUUGAGGCUACCGGAUUCAAUGGCGAAUAGUGAGCACAGACCCAUCACCAGCGCCAGCAGUAGCCAGCGAAUUAGGAAUGUUGAAGAUGACAGUCGUAGAGAUAGUAAUGCAGAUAGUUCACCUUCACUCCCCCAAAGACGAAGAUUGGCGACUAGAAAUGUGGAAGACGAUCGCGACAAUAUGCUUGACAGAAUUUACCAAGAGGCUUUGUUGACAGCUUUUAGAACGAGAGGAUUAAGUGCAAUACGAAAUCCUUAAUGCUAAUGCUAAAUAUUAGCUACUUCAAUGGAUAUUAUUAAUCUUUAAUAUUUAUGUAAUUUGAAAUAAGGUAUUUCAAUUGAAACGUAAUUCCUUGCAUUAUAUCUAUGUAGCUCGAAAUUUGUAAUUAGAAUUGUACGGUAGUUUUUAAUAAAAUUAGUUUCGAAAAAA
Zeugodacus cucurbitae (melon fly) is the source of this 804-nucleotide messenger RNA. RefSeq lists its product as uncharacterized. The coding region runs from base 166 to 633 and encodes 155 amino acids. The record is from RefSeq and is a predicted model, not a curated record. NCBI's taxonomy places the organism in Eukaryota, Metazoa, Arthropoda, Insecta, Diptera, Tephritidae. The transcript has 2 exons.